Molecule: messenger RNA, 1136 nt
Organism: Solanum verrucosum
Lineage: Eukaryota; Viridiplantae; Streptophyta; Magnoliopsida; Solanales; Solanaceae
Exons: 2
Coding region: 82-1017 (311 amino acids)
Cellular component (GO): cytosol
Molecular function (GO): protein-folding chaperone binding
Source: RefSeq, a predicted model, not a curated record
AUCUUAGCUCAACAUCAAUCAUUUCAUCUACCUUGCGCAUUUCACGACCGCCGGUGGUGAUUUUUCCGACGGCAAGCUACAAUGGGAGUUGAUUACUAUAACUUACUGAAAGUUUCUAGGAAUGCGAGUGAAGAAGAUUUAAAGAGAUCGUACAAGAGAUUAGCGAUGAAAUGGCAUCCGGAUAAGAAUAGUCAGAACAAUAAGGAAGCAGAAGCGAAAUUCAAGCAGAUUUCUGAGGCGUAUGAUGUGCUUAGUGAUCCUCAGAAGCGUCAGAUCUAUGAUUUGUACGGUGAGGAUGCGUUGAAGUCUGGUCAAUUUGCUUCGGCGUCGCCGACUAGUGCUGGUAGUGGGACUGGUAAUGGUAGAGGGUUUAGAUUCAAUACGCGUGAUGCGGAGGAUAUUUUUGCUGAGAUUUUUGGUGGAUCGGAGGGGUUUAGUAGUGGUUCUGGUGCCGGAGUUGGUCGGAAAGCGGCGCCGGUGGAGAAUAAACUUCCGUGUAGCUUGGAGGAGCUUUACAAAGGAUCUAGAAGGAAAAUGAAGAUUUCAAGGAUUCUUCUUGAUGAUUCUGGUAAGCCAACAACUGUUGAAGAGGUCUUAGCAAUACACAUCAAACCAGGUUGGAAGAAAGGCACAAAAAUAACUUUUCCAGAGAAAGGGGACUAUGAAUAUGGAGCUGCCCCUGGUGAUCUCAUUUUUGUGAUAGAUGAAAAGCCACAUGCUCUCUUCAAGAGGGAUGGAAAUGAUCUAGUCAUGAAUCAGAAAAUAUCUUUACUAGAUGCUCUCACUGGAAAAACUAUCAGCUUGACUACUUUGGACGGAAGGGAACUCACAAUACCAAUCAAAGAGAUUGUCAAACCAGGACAGGAGCUGAUAAUCCAAAAUGAGGGAAUGCCAAUAUCAAAGGAACGUGGCAAAAAAGGGAAUCUGAAGAUCAAGUUUGACAUAAAAUUUCCAUCAAGGCUAAAUGCAGAUCAGAAAUCUGAUCUCAGAAGGGUGCUAUGCAGGAGCAUUGACUAGUCCUAUGUUCAACUUAAGGUGUCACUAACACUAUCUUGGAGUUGCUGCGGAAUGUAAAUAUUUAGCCUCCUUUCUGUAGAAAUGAAAUUGUGCAUAUUAGGAUAUAAUCUUAAGGAUGC